Messenger RNA from Epinephelus lanceolatus (giant grouper), 2656 nucleotides. RefSeq names its product pleckstrin homology-like domain, family A, member 1 (gene phlda1). Gene Ontology annotation, biological process: positive regulation of apoptotic process. The record is from RefSeq and is a predicted model, not a curated record. Gene Ontology annotation, molecular function: phosphatidylinositol phosphate binding. Lineage: Eukaryota; Metazoa; Chordata; Actinopteri; Perciformes; Serranidae.
GGCUGGGUGUCACUGAGGGGGGCGGCGCACCUCUCCAGCAGACCCCUCCCGCUACCAAAUCCCCCUCACACACUGUGACCAGCAGCCAGACAGCCAGACGGCCAGGCAGCCUCCUCACUACACCCAGCGCCGCACAGCACCGCAGUCACAGCAGCAUCUCAUGCCUUCUGCUCCGGGAUAGACAACCGUGCAUCUGUCCAUCCGUCCGUCCAUUACAGCAGCCAGGGAGGUGGAAGCCUGAGGCGUGCAGGUGAAGAUGCUGGAAAACGGGAGGAAGGUGUUCAAGGAGGGUCUGCUGGAGAAGCGGAGCGACGGGCUGCUGCAGCUCUGGAAGAAGAAGCACUGCGUCCUGACCGAGGACGGCGUGCUGCUGCUGCCGCCCAAGCAGCACGACCAGCCGCAGCACCACCAGCACGGCGGCGGCGGAGGGGACGCGGGCAAAGUCAAGGAGCUGCACUUCGCCAACAUGAAGACGGUGGACUGCGUGGAGCGGAAGGGCAAGUACGUCUACUUCACGGUGGUCAUGACGGAGGGGAAGGAGAUCGACUUCAGGUGCCCGCAGGACGAGGGCUGGAACGCGGAGAUCACCUUGCAGAUGGUCCAGUACAAGAACCGGCAGGCGAUCCUGGCCGUCAAGUCCACCCGGCAGAAGCAGCAGCUGCUCGUCGUGCAGAUGCCCGGACAGAAGACGAUCCGCAGCUCGCCAAACGUUGCGUGACCUGCGGCGAGUCCCGCGGACAUUGGUGCACCAUCAGCGGUUAAUUGGACACUCAGCCGGAGGAUGAAUAUUGACGCGGGCUGCAUCCCCCCCUGCCGCUUCACCACAGAGCUCCAUUCUCCAGGAGAGCCCCUCUUCCAUGUCGUGGUGUCCACAGACCAGCGUCCCCUUUUCAAUACAGAGACUUAUUUCACAAAAGACUGAUGGACAAAAAGCAUGUGAGAAAACAACUGUACUCUACCGUGCAUUGGGUUUAUCCCUUAUUUAUUAGAUGUGUAUAUAUAUUUUCUAUAAAAAAUGUUAUGUUGUUGAUGAAUGUUCAGUGUGUUUGUUGCUAGAAUGGAACAAGAAAUACUCACUCGGAGGUUCCUAGCCCACAUGUUACACACAAAGUCCAUUGGGAAUAAGCUUAUAUAAUUAUCUUAGGACGGUUGCUGUAGGUUAGUCAGAUCACUUCAUUCCCGGUAGAAUGUGUCAUCGUCCAUGUUUUCAUUUCUCAACUGAACCAAAGAAUCAUGCCAUUACAUUUCUCUCUCUAGUGCAGUGUUCCAGCUCAGAGUAUACUAUACUAAAAUACUAUAGAUAUAUGAUGAGAUACCUGCAUGACUAAUUUGUUUGAGUGCUUGAUUUGUUUAUAGCCACAGUACAUCUUCAUAUUUAUAUUGUGUGCAUCAAUCAUUUUCCUGCAUUCAUAGCUAACAAAGCAAUCUCUUGCUUUCUUGUAAGUCUUAAGUCUGAGUAAGACGCAAGCUUAUUACUCUCAGUUUGUUUUCAGUGGCUACGAGCUAAGAGCGCUGUUAAGUAGUAAGUAAGUAACAUACACAGCUGAGUUUUUAUUAUAUUAAAUGCUCUGAAGACAGUUUAAUUGGUUGCAUUAAAUCUUAGUGGGUGUGGACACAUUGCCAAUGUUCUCUGACUUGAUAGGUGUAGUCUGAAACCAAUAAGGUGGAGGAAAACAGUAGUACUUGGAAUUGAUAGCCAAAAACAAAGAGGAAAAGUACCAUGACAUUUUUAAAUCUGUGGACAUUCAGAGCUACUUCCUCUUCUGCGUCAAAACCGGAGAUGCUAUUGUAGCUAAAUAGCUGUGUUGCGCUGACUGUUUUUCUUUAGCCCUACUUUGUCAGAGUGUAAGUGCCCCACAAAAGAGGCAUGGUUUGUAGACAGUUAUGGCGUUCAUGGUACAAAUAGGUCUCUUGAAUAAACUGUGUCAAAUUAUUUCCCUGUUAGCUACUGUUAACUGUAACUAAGCUUGCUUCGUGUGAGUUAGCUACUCUGCUAACUAGUUUGCUCAAUGAAAGUUGGCUGCUGUGCUAACUUGCUUGCUUAGGGGGCGUUCGUAAAUCCAAUUUGAUGCUGUACGCUAAAAUGAGAGCGUUGUUGUUUAAAGAAACAGAGUGUUCAAUUUGCAAAUGUUCCAGUUUGUGCCAGAGUGCGCUCCAGCACUUGGAAUGAGUAUUUCCGAACACACCUUAAGUGUAAUGAUGUGUUCAGAGGAAGUCAUGUUAACUGUGUUCCAGAGAGGAGUUGGUAUGAACGCCUCCCCUGUUGUGGUAAUCAUGACCUUGCAAGUGGAAAUUUUCUGAGAGACCAAAGUUCAUAACUGUGUGUAGGCCUAAACCAGGCCCCCAGGAAGUGUGCCGGGCUUUGAAGCCAAUUUUCAUAGUGGCUGAACAGCGGAAUUAGAACUUCCUUGUGCGUCACGUGAUCCCACUGGGCCCAGAAAGACUUUUUCCCAUAGACUUACAUUGUUAGAGGGAGAUUUUUUUUCUCUGCAGAAUGACUCAUUUCACUGUCUGGACUUGAUCCAUUUGAUUCAAUAACAUUUGGCAAGUCGAGAGGAGCCACAAGAUUAAAUCAUCCCCAUUCAAGUUAGCAAAGCACGACAAUGAAAGUAGCCGGCUCGGCCAGCAGACGUCUCUAUUGCGCCUGCUCUAUGGG